AUGUCUAGCGUCUUCUUUUACGAACCAUUCUACGACUUCGACCGCCUCUUUGACGAGGCUUUCGCUCGUCAAGGCGUGCCCAAAAAUCAAGUCCAGCAACGAAACGGAGCUGGCGAUGGCGCAGUGAGGUCUUUCAGACCAAGGAUGGACCUCCACGAAGACUCUGAGAAGAACCUUGUCACGGCCACAUUUGAACUUCCUGGACUUGUCAAGGACAAUGUGAACAUUGAUGUUCACAACAAUCGCCUGACUGUCUCUGCUGAAUCUAAGCAAGACAAGGAGUUCCAGGAGAACGGAUAUGCCGUGCGCGAGAGACAGUUUGGCAAGUUCUCUCGUACUCUCCAGCUCCCCGCUGGUGUCAAGAGUGAGGAGAUUAAAGCCAACAUGGAGAACGGUAUUCUCACCGUGACAUUCCCGAAAUCCACACCGGAGCUUGCACCAAAGAAAAUCACCAUUGCCUAA
Molecule: messenger RNA, 462 nt
Organism: Psilocybe cubensis
Lineage: Eukaryota; Fungi; Basidiomycota; Agaricomycetes; Agaricales; Agrocybaceae
Exons: 3
Coding region: 1-462 (153 amino acids)
Biological process (GO): protein complex oligomerization; response to hydrogen peroxide; response to heat
Source: RefSeq, a predicted model, not a curated record